Molecule: messenger RNA, 3212 nt
Organism: Puntigrus tetrazona (Sumatra barb)
Lineage: Eukaryota; Metazoa; Chordata; Actinopteri; Cypriniformes; Cyprinidae
Gene: tagapb
Product: T cell activation RhoGTPase activating protein b
Exons: 14
Coding region: 16-2631 (871 amino acids)
Biological process (GO): regulation of Rho protein signal transduction; signal transduction
Molecular function (GO): GTPase activator activity
Source: RefSeq, a predicted model, not a curated record
GAAACAGCACUCAGGAUGAGGAGGAGAGGAAGUUAUGAUGGCACCACUGCCCCCAUACAGCCACACCUGCGGGGUCUGGUUCAGAGGAGACGUUCUGCACCAAACCUGGUGCUGGGCAAAGCUUUAGGAAUGACUUGGACUCCAAUAAGGGAAGAAGCUCAGUGUCUGGUGGCGGUGGAUCAGUGUCCCUUCGUGCUGGGAUUGACCAGUGAGAGCUCAGAGCUGAUUCUGGAUGAAUGUGCUCAGCUGACCGAAGGGCCGAAGACCAGAGACAGACACCUCUUCCUCCUCAGUGAUGCCCUGGUCAUCGCCAAGCUCAAGUCAAAUGCAAGUUACAGACUGAAACACAGGAUUGAUCUGAAGGACCUGUGGGUGUGUGGCUUUGAAAAUGAUGACGACGAGGCAGAGGACGAAGACACAGAUGUGGAUCUAAGAACAUCUAUCAUAUUGGCUUGGUCUGUUUCUCUGUGCUUGGCCUCGUUCUGUUUGCCUGAGCUAAAGGACCACUGGCUUGAUACUCUACACAGGAAAACUGCAGAGGCAAGAUCGAGAGCAGGCAGCACUUCUCCACCGCCCAGCGUCCUCAUGAAGGUGCUGAGUGGCAAUACCACGAAUAAAACUCUAAGUGGAGUUGGGAUGGACUCUGCAGAGUUGCCUUUUGAUGGCAAUGGCAAAAUCUCCACCCUCUCGAAGCAGUUUCAUAACCAACAGGCACAUGCACAGCAGCCUAUUGACAAUGGAGGCAAAAGGAACUUUUUCUCCAAGCUGAAAAAAAGCUCCACCAACCCAAGUGUACCUGCUCAUACUGAGUCCAAUACAAAGAACAUGCUGUUUGGACGACAUCUCCAAGAUGAUGCCACCCUUCCAAAACCAAUUACUGAAAUACUCCUGCUGUUGUUCAGGAAGGGUCCAUUUACUGAGGGUGUCUUCAGAGUCUCAUGUAACAGCAAAAACCUGAAUGCUCUCAAAGAUCAGCUGAACUCUGGAGCCCAGGUGGAAAUGGAGGCCCUGCCUGUGACGCUCCUGGUUGGAUUGUUGAAGAUUUUCCUAAAGGAACUCCCUGGAGGCCUGCUGGUAUUUGAGCACUAUGAAAGCUGGAUCAGUGCUCUGGAGAAAGAGAGGAUAGAGGAUGCUCAGAGGGAGCUGAGAAGAAUGGCAAAGAAGUUGCCCAAAGCAAACAGUCUCCUCCUGCAGCACCUGCUGUGCCUGUUUCAUCACAUCAGUCAGCAUUCAGAAACCAACAAAAUGGAUGCCAAGAACCUGGCAGUGUGCAUUGCUCCAACCUUGCUGCAUCGUGACAACCAGCCCCUAGAUAGGGAUGAUGUAGCAAAGGCCACAAAUCUGAUCCAGUUCCUAAUUGAAAAUUGCUGUGAGGUAUUUGGAAAUGCUAUCCUGAAGCUUUUUGGGGAUUUAGAGGAUCAGGAGUCCAUAGACAAAUCAGAUUCAGCCUCCCUGAUGUCCCCUGAUAUGUCUUUUGAUGUCCACCAGCAUGACUCAGCAUAUGACAGCACAGAUCCUGAUGUCGAUUGUGAUUGUGUAGAAGCUGAGAGCCGGUCUCAGGAGGACAACAUGAUGCCACAUGGGAGCCCAGGUCUAUGCAAACUAGAUCUCUCUGACAUUCAUUCUUGUUCCUCUGAAGCCAUAUUUGAUACUUUCACAAAUCCCUUCAAUCGACGGUGCUCUGAGCCCUCCAUUUUUCCUUCCGCCCCCAUGACGGGGUUAAGAGAACUUGCCCGCAGCCAUGACAAUUUUUCAACAGAGAAGGAAGACUUUGACGAACAACCCCUUAAGAAGCAGAACUCAGAUGACUCUUUCUUGCAUCCCCACCGCUGUGAGAACAGAAGAUCCCACAUAGCCAAGACUUUGAACAUGGACUUGCCAAUAAAUGUGUCUUCUCCAACAUCUAAGGCUGGUUCCUGCCCAUCAUUCUGUUCUUCAGAUAGCACCUCCUCAAAUCUCUCAGAGCAAUCAAUAACCACGUCACCCUUGCCAUCCCCUGUAAGCCCCCGCAAGUCUACUAGGCAUUCAUCCUUCAUGAGUAAACCUAAACAUGCUCAAGGAGACCUGGAAGUGACCCGACGAUCCCUCUCAGUGAGGGCCAAAAGCCUUGGGAACUUUACGUUUAACAGAGGCAGUCUGAAGAAGGGAGAGUCCCAGAAGGAAGUGGUCUUCCCAUGUGAAACUCUCCAAGAGGACUCACAAAACGAGACAGAGAACAUCGACGAGCUUGUUCGCCGUCAACGGCCUCUCUCGGCCAUCGAGGUCUUCCAACACGUGGAUAGUCGUAUGCCAUGCAGCCCCCCAUCCUAUGAGCAAGCUCUGCAGACUGGAGCACAACCGGCACCUCCGCAGUACCGGGCCAUGACGGUCCAACACGCCAGAGAGCUUGGCAGGAAGUCUCGCCCAAUAUCCAUGAAUGACAACCUGCUGGUCCAUUACAAAGUUAACGAACCCACAGAAUACAUAGAAACAUUCACAGAAAGUGUUCAAUUAGAAGAACCACAGCCAGUGUCGUUCCGGCAGAGGGCCAUGUCCGAGUCAGUGUCCCAGUCGAGGCAUGAACGAGUGUCCCGAAGGUGUAGUCAGCCCGUGUUUGAGGAAUUCUCCUAUGCAAAGGAAUCUUAUGUGUGAGUGUUCUUUUCUUAAUUGCAAUACCUAACUCCUGCUAAGAUUUAAAGAUGAAGUGUGUAAUUUGUUCAUGAUUAGCAUCACCAAGUUGGUAGAAUUGCAAAAACAGUGAUUGAUUUCAAACAGGUUUCCUAAAGACUCAAUACAUUGUUGCUGUGUUGGGCUGAACAGGAAGAUUAACCCGGCAGAGUAAUGUUUUGAUAGUGUGACAAUGUUUCAGAUAAAUCAACCCAUAAAAUUGUUUGCUUAAUAGUUACGUUAAACCAUGAUAGUAGAAUGCAUUUUAACAUUGCACACUUCAGCUUUAAAAUAACCUGCAACUAUUAAGCUGUUUAAAUUAGUGACGCAUAUAGUAAUUCAAUGUGUUACAGCAAUUUCAUAUGCUAAUAUUAAGUCGUUUUUGAACUCUUGCCAGUAUGAAGCUAUGUAAAUAGACAGUUAAAAUAAUUAAAUUGUAUAAUAUAGUAAAAUAGUUGGUGGUAACUGAGGAAUUUUGAUGUAGUAAGAAUGUACAGCUGUAAAUUACAUGAUUUCUGUAUAAUUUCUACUCUUUAUUUCACUACAAUAAAGAAUAUUAGAGCUCA